Heterocephalus glaber (naked mole-rat) is the source of this 2941-nucleotide messenger RNA. It is a transcript of the gene CUNH21orf140, whose product is annotated as chromosome unknown C21orf140 homolog. The record is from RefSeq and is a predicted model, not a curated record. Lineage: Eukaryota; Metazoa; Chordata; Mammalia; Rodentia; Bathyergidae.
AAAAUACUAGCAAACAUGCGUAUUUACACACACAUCUAAGACAGCACAUCUCCAUAUACAUUCUCCAUGUUUUUUAACAAAUUUCCCAAAUCCAUAAAUGCAAAUUGGCUAAGGGAGACAAAGAACUGUUGUCUUCAAAUUGACUUCACUGUCUAGAAAGUGUUUCCCACUGCCACUCCAGGGCAGGCACAAGGGGGAAGGCUGAGCAGGGAACCUGGGGCCAAUAUUACCACUUCAACCACAGCAGCCCCAGUUCUGGUCUUCAUCUUUGACAUAGAGAACAAAUUUGGUCUGAAAAGUGAUUUUUGUUACUAAAAGAAAAAUCCUGAGAGAAAAGGACCAGAAGUCAAUUAUCAACCCAAACCUGCUGCUGGGAAUGGCUGCUGGGGACUACAUGCUUCCAGUUAACUUCACUACAACAGCAUAGUCCCACUGUCUGGGAUUGCCUAAACCUGAGUCCCAGGAAAACUCGUUAGGAGACAAGAGGAACACCUCAUUUGCUCAACAGCAGAGGACAUGAGAAAUCAUUUUGUCCAUACCUUCAUCUAAGGGAAUCCCUUAUGCAUAUUUACAAACUUUCUUUAGCUCUGAUUUAGGGGACAAGAAAAUACAAAGGAAACUGAAGAGACUUCUAGAGAUCAAAGGAAACUGCUGUUUUACUCUAGCAUAUAACAUUAAAAGUGCCUUCUAGAGAUGUCUUAAAAAUUACCUCGAGUUGGCAGCCCAGUCGGAAGAUAGGUGAGGAUGAGUUUAUUUUGCUCUUUGCCAUAUCCUACUUUUACAACCUAGAAAAACCACUCUUGUUUAUGCAGGUGGGAAGGCAGCUUACACAAACUACAUACACAACAUCACAACAUAGACUACGUCCACCACAUAUAUUCCAGGCUUCUCAGAACCUGCCAUCAAUAUUCCCCAGGUUCAUGGCACAAAUCUUGGUUCACAGCAGGUGCUCCAUAAAGACUUUUGGAAUGGAUGAAUGGAUGUAAAUAAGCAUUUUAUCUGAAUGAACCCAAAAGGAUAGGAGUCUGAAACUUGGUUCAUCACCGUAAAAAGCUUGUCAGUAUCUGUCCUUGACCUGUGACAGCAGUGGUGUCAAAGUAGUAUUUUAUAUGGUUAGUAUUUCCUUUCCAGAAUCAUACAGGCCAGAAGGGAGCUGUGUUCCAUGAAUGUGUGUCCCAUGAUGCUUUGAAUCUAAUAUGUAGCUAGGAGACUGGCACAGGAGUAAGAAAGCCCUUUAUGAGGUCAUCAUUCCACACCUACCAGAUGUCCCGAGAUGGAGACAUGUAAAAUGCUUGAGGAGCCAUGCCUCACUCUGCAACCCCUCUUUUAAAAAACAUCAUCAUUAGAAGUCAGUUUGAUAGCAUCAGGAGGAAGCAAUGCCUCCAGUACCUGAAAACUCUGAAGUCACUGCGAUAUGAUGGAUUUCAGACUGUAUACUUGGGAGAAACUGAUAUCCCAGAAAGUCUUGUCACUGGAGAAGAUUUUGGUAAUGGAUACUUUCUGCCCACUCCAACUUGGUGUAUGGUGCAUGCUGGGGGCAGUCAAGGAUGGGUGCCUUGGAACUACCAGAUGUUCCUGAGAGAUGAGCUGUGUACCAAGCAAGAAGACAAGCUCUUCUUUGAGUUCUGCGAUGUAGUGAAGAAGGCUUAUGGGAAAUGUGCCAUCGUGGUCAAAGGGAGGAGGCAGGAGAAUGAGACAAAACCCAAGGAAGAUGGAGAGGCUGAGGUUCAGUUCUAUGUCCCACCCGUCAUUAACUUAUCAAGUAUUGUGUGUUGCCCAGAGGUGGCCAAAUUCUAUGGCCAUGAGCUACUCUCUCUGCCUUCCCCAUAUAAUUACCUGAAUCCUUUAGACUCCGCCUGGUCCUCUCUGAAAUGGUUUAUCAUCAAUAACAGGAAAGGAUUUUGUCUGCAGUCCACUGACAAUGUCUAUUCCUACCAGUAUAUACUUUUCAGUGAUUUAAUUAGCAAAGGAAUUGAAAGGAUAAACUUAAGCAAAUGGAAAACAAUAGUUAAAAAAGUACAGAGAUGGGAAAAUUACUAUCUUGGGAAAUUUUCGUAAGAGUGAUUCCUCCAACAAUGAAACUCUGCUAUACAUAUGAUCUUUACCAAAAACUUCAUUAAGAUUGGAUCACUACCGCCAAAGAUAGUUAUCUCUAAGGGAUGCUGUGGGGAUUGAGAGGUUCCGAAGGAUGUUGACAAAGUGCUGAGUUUACUGAAAGUUUCAUUAAAACUUCUUGGUAAAUUAGUGGUCUCGACUCUCGUCUUGUUAAGGGAAGUCAGUGGGAGGAUUGGUGCCAACCUUGCACAAAAUAAGAUGGUCAUGGGUUGGGUGAGCAAGGCUAAAGAUUGUGUGGUCAAAAUUUAAAUCUGGGGGAAAAAAGAGAACAAAAUGUGUGGUUGCAAAAAAGUUAAAAUUAAGUAAUACGCCAAUUAGUUUCAGCCUAACAAAAUAAUCCACCAGGAGGCAGCUUGGCAUUGUCCGGGUGGUGGAAAAGCAAGAUACUUUCCUUCCUAUUGUUCUUCCUUCCUCAUGAGCAAGUGGUGGAGGGUGAAUGAGAAGCAUUCAAGGAAGGGUAACUCCAUCAAGGCAGGUUGGCGGCCCCAACAAGGGAGCUGGGGAGACAUAGUGGUGAUGGCUCCAGUGGGACUUGGGUGAACAGAUGGCAUGAAUGGGGGUCUGUGACCUACUUAUCCUCCUCCAAGAAUCCCAACAGGAGGUCAUUACCCUUUGUCAUGGCGCUUCCUCCCAGGACCCGGCAGCUGAGCCUCCUGCAGCUGGUAUAACAUCACCUUCUUCCUGUUUAGGGCACCUGCUGAUGGAGGCUGUAGGAUUUGUGGUUGUAUUUUUCACAUUUGUAAAAUGAAGCCCGGCCUCUAUUAAACACAUGAUAAAAUUCACUGUCAUAUAUAUUCAGGCAGUAAUUUUACAAUAGUAGCAAUCA